Molecule: messenger RNA, 1616 nt
Organism: Spathaspora passalidarum NRRL Y-27907
Lineage: Eukaryota; Fungi; Ascomycota; Pichiomycetes; Serinales; Debaryomycetaceae
Exons: 1
Cellular component (GO): lipid droplet
Source: RefSeq, a predicted model, not a curated record
ACAGCACAUUACUAGUGGCAAUGUCAUACACCCCGUCAAACGUCGUUUCUAUAUUCCUUACCGAGUUUCAUCCACGUAAUGGAUAUAAACUAGUAUGGUCCAGAUCAACAAUACCUGAUUUUGACUUCACUGGUCUUGAUUACAAAAGUAUGCCUUCUGGUGUUCACGAAUACGGCAAAUCAACAGUGUUGAUAAGUCAUACCAGUCAGGACAAGUUGUAUUAUGGGAUAUGCAAGUUCCGACAACAUUUGAUUGGUGAAGACACCCAUGAUCGUAACAAUAUCAAGAUCUAUUCGUUGGGUAUUAUAUGUCAACCAAGCGAAAGUUUAUUCAAACCUAAUGAGUUUAUUAAUAAUGGCUGGGAGUUUAUUGGUGACUUGGACCAUGAGUUGCUUAAAUACUUGCAGGAGCAAAAGUAUGAGGAUUUUGCGGUGUUUGAAAAGUUAUUUGAAAGUUUGUGUAAACCAUCGUCAAAUCUUUUACCACUUCCUAAUGCAAAACCAGUUGAUGUCACCAAUCAUCCACUCACUAAGCUUCCUCAACUUUUCAAAACAUUUGGGCCUUUGGUUUUUGUAUUAUACAAACAGGCACUUUUACGUAAACGAAUAUUAAUCUUUAACCAACACCACAUCUUUCAUGAUGACGAAGAUUUACUCCCAAAUGAAGAUCUGGAUUUGCUUUUAAACUUAUCGACAUUUUGCUAUUUGGUUUCCUUGGUAUCAAUUAUACCUCAAGAUAUAGAAAUUGCUAGUCAAACUUAUUCCCAACCGAUCUACAGUAUUGGUUUAAAUGAUUUAACUGGAGAUUUGGUCAAGAUUGAUAACUAUAUUGGUACUACCAAUGAUGAUAUCUUAAUUGAGAAUAAAGUAUAUGAUAUUGGAGUUAUGAUUGAUGAUAAAGUAACUAUAUUCCCUAUGGAUGAUAAAAACAAUAUCAUAAAGGCUACUACCAAGGAUUAUCACAAGUUUCAACUUAUGUACCAAGAUUUGCCAUUGAAUUCGAAAUUUAACAUUACCAAUAAUAGAAAUUUGUCCACCGAAGAUUUAACUUCGAUAACCAGUAACACCAAUGCUAGUACUAAAGAUUUUGAUACAGUAUUAAGAGGUUGUACUGAGGAACCAGAAUGGUGGAAAUCUGAUGCUACCGAACCAAUUUCAUGGCGAGAAUCUAUUUGGUCGGCGUUUUCGUGGUUUGCUACUGCGGGACAACAAUUGGAAGUCCAUGAUGACGUGCCCAUAACUCCAACCCAUGAUAAGAUUGAUUUCCUCGAUUUGAUAAAUAUCAUUGGAUAUUUCCAUAAGUUGACGAAAAAGUGGUUUUAUUUAAUUAAUGAGAUUGUCAUGGAGAUUGUUCAGGAUGAAGAGAGUCAUUUGACGGGGAAAAUAGCUUUAGAACUUACAUACCAGGACUUGGUAGAAAUGGAAUUAGAUCCUUAUUCUCAACAGGAUAUCGAGUUUAUUAAAGAAUUUAUUCUUCUUUAUUGGGGUGAAAUGGUUGAAGAGGUUGAAAUUGGUAUUGGAUUCAAUAGUAUAUGUUGUUAGGGUGAAAAGUAGAAAAAUAUCCAAAUUUAGAAGACAUUCCGUAUAUACAGAGACUAAUAAAAUAUCUUCUCCUUA